This is a messenger RNA of Kluyveromyces lactis, 378 nucleotides long. It is a transcript of the gene RRN10, whose product is annotated as Rrn10p. Lineage: Eukaryota; Fungi; Ascomycota; Saccharomycetes; Saccharomycetales; Saccharomycetaceae. Bases 1 to 378 code for a protein of 125 amino acids. Gene Ontology annotation, biological process: nucleolar large rRNA transcription by RNA polymerase I. Gene Ontology annotation, cellular component: RNA polymerase I upstream activating factor complex. The record is from RefSeq and is a predicted model, not a curated record. The transcript has a single exon. Gene Ontology annotation, molecular function: RNA polymerase I cis-regulatory region sequence-specific DNA binding.
AUGAACGCAAACGUAUAUGAAGCAAGCCAUAACCUCGUCAAAGGUCCAAAUGGAUCAAUUCUUUCACCGGAUGAAUGCCUUGGUUUAAGGUUGAACCAUAUCGUUCCAAUCCCAUUAUUGACUAGAGACGAAUUACAAACGAGAUUACCCACUAUUGAUACGAAAGUGGUGCAUUACUUUUUGACACAACUCAUCUUACAAAGGUACCCGCAUCUAGUGAAACGAUUCGAUGAGACCAGUCUCAUCACAAUUAGUUGGUUAUUGGAGAAAUGGAUCGAAGAUUACUUAGUGCUGCCGGAAACUGGAUCCGUGUCUGAAGGGGUUUCUCAACAGAUUAGCAAGGAUAUAAAUUACAGAUACUCACCAGCUGAUAUUUAG